AUGUCGACUAACUCCUCCGAAAGAACCAUCACCACCGCUCCUGCCGGUGCUCCACCGUCGGUCAACACUCUCACGGCAGCGCACCACUUUGUUUCCACUCGGCUCACCAUGCGGAACUACUUAUUCUGGCGCACUCAGGUAGUUCCGUUCUUACGUGGGCAGGGGCUGCUUGGUUUUGUCGAUGGCUCCAAGCCGUGUCCGGCUGCCACCAUUGCCGUCACUCCCGAGUCAGGUUCCUCCACCGUGACGGCGGCAACCACUGCACCGAACCCCGCCUACGAGGCGUGGAUACAACAGGAUCAGGCCAUCCUAUCCACGAUCAUCUCGUCACUAUCCGACAAGGUGAUGCAUCUUGCUGUUGGACGUGAGACCUCGCGCGAGGUUUGGGAUUCCCUUGCGUCUACGCUGGCUUCCACUACGAGAGCACGGUGCCUGAGCCUACUGGGGCAAUUUCAGACUCUACGCCAAGGCCCAGGAUCACCGGCCGACUACCUCGGACGCUGCAAGAUGAUUGCAGAGGCCCUCUCACUUGCCGGUCGACCGCUGUCCGACGAAGAGCAAAUUUUGUAUGUCCUCCGCGGCCUACGUCCAGAGUUCCGCACAAUGGUGAAUUCGCUCACUGCCACCGGCGCAUCCGUCACCUUGACGCAGCUCUCCGAUUUCCUCCAAGCCCAGGAGUUCAUCCAUGAGGAUGAUUUUGCAGUGGGCGAGUCAGCUGGUGGUGGAGGAUCGCCGGCUGCCUUCUACGCUGGGCGUGGUAGACACGGCGACCAGCAGCACGGAAACCGUGGCGGUCGAGGACGGCAGAACCGCGGUGGCCGGAAUGGGCAGAACGGCGGACGGCAGGGCCGUGGUGGUGGACCUCGCUUCCAGAUAUGCAGGUCCCAUGGCCAUACUGCGCUUUACUGUUACAAGCGCUACGCAGAUCGCCCGGCCGGUCAUGCGAAUGUGGCUGUCUCUGGCGAGUCCGCGGUUCAUGGUGCAGAUGCUUGGUAUCCCGACACUGGAGCCUCAUCGCAUGCCACUCCGGACGAGCAAAUGUUGAAUCAUUCUGAGACAUAUACCGGCGGGGAUGUGCUCAAAAUUGGCAACGGUACAGGUUUGGACGUUUCUCGUAUUGGACACACGGUUAUCCAUUCUAAUUCUAAUUCUAAAUCCUUGUCUAUGUCAAAUAUUCUCUGCGUUCCUAAUUUAACGUUACCGUUAUUAUCCGUGUAUCGUUUUACAAAUGAAAACGAUGUUUACUUUGAGUUUCACAAAAAUCUGUUUUAUGUGAAGGAUUGCAAAACUCAGGUGGUUCUUCUUAAAGGGUCUACCUCGGGAGGAGUGUACAAGUUAUUGGUUCCCAAUCAUCACCUUGUGCUUUCCUGUCUGCGCGUGCGUCCACCGAAGUCUGGCACCAACGCCUUGGUCAUCCCCACAAUCAAGCCUUGCAAAGAGUCCUAA
Molecule: messenger RNA, 1446 nt
Organism: Ipomoea nil (Japanese morning glory)
Lineage: Eukaryota; Viridiplantae; Streptophyta; Magnoliopsida; Solanales; Convolvulaceae
Exons: 1
Coding region: 1-1446 (481 amino acids)
Source: RefSeq, a predicted model, not a curated record